AUGUAUAACGCUGCAGAGGCCUCUCAACUGGUGUAUCUGAACAAAUGUGAGCCCUACCGGGUACUGCUGCUAUUGGUGCUUGCCAGCCCUUGGGGUAUCAAAGCAGAGCGCUGGCCCCACGAUUGGUCGAUGACUCGGAUGAGGGCAAGAGUCGAAGAAACGAAACAGGUCAUGCGAAGCCUCGCGUCAUAUUUUCCCACGACGCGUGAUCAACGAGCCAUGUCACUACUUCGGUCCAAGCGUGUAUUUUUCAGCUAUUCACCUGAAAUUUGGCAAUAA
Guyanagaster necrorhizus is the source of this 279-nucleotide messenger RNA. RefSeq lists its product as uncharacterized. The record is from RefSeq and is a predicted model, not a curated record. The transcript is spliced from 3 exons. The coding region runs from base 1 to 279 and encodes 92 amino acids. NCBI's taxonomy places the organism in Eukaryota, Fungi, Basidiomycota, Agaricomycetes, Agaricales, Physalacriaceae.